Molecule: messenger RNA, 1074 nt
Organism: Microthlaspi erraticum
Lineage: Eukaryota; Viridiplantae; Streptophyta; Magnoliopsida; Brassicales; Brassicaceae
Source: the annotation of a GenBank genome assembly
AUGAAGAUAUGGAGCUCGGGGCUGAAACUUGGCUUCGCUAGUUCAUGGGUGCAAUGGAUUAUGCUUUGUAUCUCCUCUGUCUCAUAUCAAGUUUUGAUCAAUGGAGAAGCAAAAGGGAAAAUUAUACCAUCUCGUGGCCUUAGACAGGGUUAUCCACUCUCACCUUUUUUGUUUAUUAUCUUAACCGAAGCGCUCAUUGCACAAAUACAAGGUGCGGAGGAAGAAGGAAGGAUCACGGGGUUGAGAAUUGCGAGAUCAUGCCCACCAAUCUCCCAUCUCCUGUUUGCAGAUGAUAGCUUGUUCUUCUGUAAAGCUGAUGUCCUGCAGUGUGGAGAGUUAUUUAAGAUCAUUAAAUGUUAUGGAGUAGCUUCGGGACAACAAUUAAACACAGCGAAGUCAUCAAUAUUUUUUGGUAGCAAGGUUCCACAAGCAACUCGAGUUGAGCUCAAACGUACACUCGGUAUCACUAAGGAAGGAGGUAUGGGAACCUAUUUGGGUCUACCAGAAAAGAUAAGUGGCUCCAAGAAACAAGUUUUUGCAUUCGUACAAGACCGCCUUAGUAAGCGUAUAAACUCUUGGUCAGCUAGACUUUUAUCUCGAGGAGGUAAAGAAGUACUUAUCAAAUCUGUAGCUCAAGCUCUACCAACAUAUGUUAUGUCCUGUUUUCUGCUUCCACAAGACAUAAUCAAGAAACUCCAAAGCGCUAUUUCCAACUUUUGGUGGAGCAAUAAACAAAAUAGUCGGGGGCUACAUUGGAUAGCCUGGGACAAAAUCUGUAUCCCGAUAGAGAAGGGAGGUCUCGGCUUUCGCGAUCUACAAUUGUUUAAUCUUGCUCUACUGGCGAAACAAUUAUGGAGACUGUUGUACUAUCCAUCCUCUCUUUUGGCAAGGAUCUUGAAGAGUCGGUACUACAGAAAUACGUCCCCACUUGAGGUAGAGAAAUCGAAUGCACCAUCUUUCAGGUGGCGAAGCAUUAUGGCGGCCAAGGAUCUCCUCCAAAAGGGGCUGAGAAGAACUAUUGGAACCGGAGAAACAACCUUAGUAUGGAGAGACCAAUGGAUCCCAGCAGAACAC